AUGGGCGCACCAGAUAGAACAGUUGGGUUACCAUAUCACUUAGGAUAUCCGUUAUUAUCAGCUACCUUAUUAGCUAUUGCUUCCUUCUCAAGUGCAGAUUCAGUCUGGUACGUUUCCAUAAGUACUGAAUCGCAAGUGAUCAGAUUCGCAUCACAAAAUUACUGUGGGUAUAACGUGUCAAAUUUAGUUAUAACAGGUAAAUUAGGUUGUAUAUUUAGAGGAUUUCAAUAUCAAUUACCUUCUGGCUAUUUUGGAUAUGAUAUUCCAGAUGAUAUCAAUUUGAAUUUUGGUAAAGCUGUAGUUACGAGUGUUGUCGCCUUCGCUCUCGUUUUGAUUACAGGUCUUCAUCAUGCUUAUACGAUCCGAUAUUCGUAUCGAAUUUCGCCUAUACCCAAUCCAGAUAAAUUGUAUAGUUUAGCUAUGAUUCAUUUCAUUUCAGUAUCAGUCUGUUUCAUGUUCACAUUCAUUGCAUUCGUCGCUCAGACAGCUAUCAUAGGACAUGCAGUUUCGAGAUCCAAUAAUAUCGUUACAGGUACAAGCAGUCAAGAUAUAGGUAAUGGCGUCGCUGUUUAUUGGGGUCAAAGCGUCUGGUUGGUUUUAGCUUCUGCCGUUAGUCAUUUCGGUUGGGGUUAUGAAGCUGUCAGAUGGAGAGUCGCUUUGAUAAAGUGA
Messenger RNA from Kwoniella shivajii, 669 nucleotides. RefSeq lists its product as uncharacterized. The transcript is spliced from 4 exons. The record is from RefSeq and is a predicted model, not a curated record. The coding region runs from base 1 to 669 and encodes 222 amino acids. NCBI's taxonomy places the organism in Eukaryota, Fungi, Basidiomycota, Tremellomycetes, Tremellales, Cryptococcaceae.